Messenger RNA from Scheffersomyces amazonensis, 1555 nucleotides. It is a transcript of the gene ECM4, whose product is annotated as omega-class glutathione transferase. Gene Ontology annotation, molecular function: glutathione transferase activity. The record is from RefSeq and is a predicted model, not a curated record. The transcript is spliced from 2 exons. Bases 98 to 1096 code for a protein of 332 amino acids. Lineage: Eukaryota; Fungi; Ascomycota; Pichiomycetes; Serinales; Debaryomycetaceae. Gene Ontology annotation, cellular component: cytoplasm.
UAAUCAUUUCUAUAUUGUACUGUAAUUUUACAUAAUCAUAGUAAAUUGUAAUUCAAUUCAAUUCAAUUCAAUUCAAUUGUCUAUAUAUAAUUCCAAUAUGUCAACUGAUAAAGCACCUAUUGAAACUUUGAAGUGGGCCGAAAAGGAUGGUUCCUUCAAGAGAAAACCAUCACAAUUUAGAGAUUGGAUUAGUUCUAAACCAGGAGCUAAAUUUCCUCCUGAAUUAAAUAGAUAUCAUUUAUAUGUUUCUUUAGCUUGUCCUUGGGCUCAUCGUACUUUAAUUACUAGAGUUUUAAAAGGUUUAACUAGUAUUAUUUCUAUUUCCAUUGUUCACUGGCAUUUAGAUGAUAAAGGUUGGAGAUUUAUUAAUGAUGAAGAAUUAAAAUCUCUUAGCAAUAAAAGUGAUAUUUCUUUAGGUACUGUGGAUCAUUUAUAUAAUUUUGAAAGAUUAAGACAAUUAUAUUUUAAAGCUGAACCAGAUUAUAGUGGAAGAUUUACUGUACCAGUAUUAUGGGAUAAAAAAUUAGAAACUAUUGUUAGUAAUGAAUCUAGUGAAAUUAUUAGAAUGUUAAAUACUGAAUUUAAUUCUUUAAUUCCUGAAGAAUUUGCAAAAAUCGAUAUAUAUCCUGAUUCAUUAAAGUCCGAAAUUGAUGGAUUAAAUGAUUGGAUAUAUGAUAAUGUUAAUAAUGGAGUUUAUAAGGCUGGUUUUGCAACCAAACAAGAACCUUAUGAUUUAGCAGUUAGUAAUGUUUUCGCCCAUUUAGAUAAACUUGAAGAUAUCUUUGAAAAGAAUCAUGCUAAGGGUGAACAAUUUUUAACUGGAAAUCAAUUAACUGAAGCAGAUAUUAGAUUAUUUACAACCAUUGUAAGAUUUGAUCCAGUAUAUCAUCAACAUUUUAAAUGUAAUAUUAAAAUGAUUAGACAUGAUUAUCCUAAUAUUAAUAAAUGGUUAUUACUCUUGUACUGGAAAAUUCCAGGUUUCCAAGAAACUACUGAUUUUGAUCAUAUAAAAUAUCACUACACUAAAUCUCAUACGCAGAUCAAUCCAUAUAGUAUUACUCCAAAGGGUCCUUUACCAAAUAUUUUACCAUUUUAGGUACUUUAUAUAAGUUUGAUUUAUGUAGUGUAACUUUAAUUUUUUAAAUACUAUACAUAAUUACUGGUUCUUUAUUUUUCCGAAGACUUUGCCUGUAUUUGCCGUGGAUCCUGGAAUGUUUGCGUUAUAUCGUCUAAAUUCUUGGUGCGACAAUCUCUAAUAGUCCAUUUACUCAUAUAUAGUAUUGAAGAUAGAUAGAUAUAUAAGGCUCAUGUUUAUUGGUCAUUAAAUUGAAGGCGUACUUAUAGUUUUAGUCAUAUCCGCCUCAAUCAAAGCAAUAGGUUGAUUCGUCUAUGAUAGAAGCUUCUUCUCUCCAUACGACACGUCUAACCUUUUUUUUUUUUUUGACAUUUUUUACUUUAACGACAGUCCACAAAAGAAAAAGCCAGAAUUCUAAAAAAUAAUUUUAUUAACUAAUUAAAAUAAACAAUAGGACAAUUUCGAGAAUUCUUUACCAGU